CAAUUUUUGGCCCGUCGCGACGGUAUACCAACUUAAUUAAUGUACACUCUUUGUUAUUAAUCAGUCGAGAGUCUUUUCUGAAUGGACUCGACUAUACGUAACGAGUCUAAUCCUGUAAGAUGAUGACCCGAGAGCAUCAUCGCCGGCGGAGCCCCGAAUCCUCUCGCCGCCGGCGCAAAGAGCGGCGCGAUUCUAGAGAGCAACUUCGGAAUCAGCAAAUAGCACUACCUGCACCGCCUCCGGAAGAACGAAACGAACUCAUACACCUUCGAUCGCGUGCACCUUCGCCCCUUUCAUCGUCAUCCUCCACUUCUUCCUCCUUAUUAAAUAUCUCCCGUCCUUCUAGGAGAUUCGGGCUUGGCGCGUUCUUCGGUGGCGGUGGCGGUGGGCGGAAGCAACAUCGUGUAAAAAAGAAGCGUAGCCGUUUUCUUCGGUUCGGGAAUUCUUCCUCGUCAUCUGUAGGCUCGGAUCUUGCCUAUGGAAAAGGGUACGUCGAGCGGCAGAGGAGUCGCGAAAUCAGCCCCCCUAGUAGUAGUGCUGGUAAGCCGCGUCCGCGACGUGAUCAGACGGACGAAGAAAUACUUGAAUUAGGAAGACAGUUUGCCGAGAUUGCUAGACAACAAAAUGCCGAGGACCUUAAAGCAGCUGGGAGGAGCCGGCCGUCGACAUUGGUUGGUGCUGCGGCGGCCCUGAGUCAGUUUCGUCGAACAAAUAGCGGGAACUCUAACAGGGGGGUUGGAAGCUCUAAACCCCGCCUUGAUGAUUCUUCAGAUGACUCGGACUGGGAGUCCGCUUCUGAAGACGAGUCGUCGUCUAGCGAGUUUGACUCCGGCCUUGCCUAUGGCUCCUCGGGACUUAGCCUACCUAAUACUAUUAACCAGCCUAUUCCCCGUCAGAGUACCCCUAGCUCUUCCCGUUCCCCCCGUCCCUCUCAAGUUUCAGUUUAUGGCCCCCCUCUCCGCCGGAAAUCUUCGGUGGUCGAUCCGAACCUCUUCGGACCCGUAAAUUCGCUACGAGGUUAUGUUGAGGCUCCUUGUGGGUUUGAAACGGUUGACCGAUCUACGGUUGUUGGAUCUCCGCAACCGUACGGACCGUCAAUAACUCCUAGUGAAGCCGCACCUAAUAAUCGUCCGUUACAACUGGUAUAUCCAGCUCCAACAUCUGAUCCAAAACGCUUCGAUGUUUAUAAUGGUCCCGUCGUGUCUAGCCAACAGGACUUGUCUGCCCCGCUUCGGCCUGCACCAGUACCUCUACAACAUCCAAGGCCGAUGGUGCAGGUGCCCAGGAGGGUUCUCGACUCAGUGGAAACGGGCUCUGGAUUCUCAGAGCAUGCGUCAUCUAAAAAGGUGCCCGUGGAGACUGUCGUUGCUGGUUUGGCCGGGGCUGCAUCAGGGGGUGCGGCACUAAGCUCUGAUCGUAAAGAUGACCACAUCAAGUUCGAAGAGAAGCGUGACCGUGAUAAUGAGCGCCGACCAAAGCGUUCGGACGCUGGCGUUCAGGCUCGGAAAGGUGAAGAGCGUAAGAGCCAUGAUAAUCUCCCUGCGGCUCGUAAUGAUCUCACUGAGAUACCUCGAGAAACGCGAUUUGGAAAUGGCCUAGAGCUUAAAAGAGACUGGCAUUACCGGGAAAUGAUAGUGCCCGAAUUAAAACGAAAGUCUGAGGAGGAGGGGCGCCGUCGUGACGAAUACAACGACGAUAACUCUGAUCACGACCUAACGCGUAACAAGCGCAAAACCGAUCUAGAAGAUGAACGGAAGAUUGUCCAUGAAGAGGCUUACAAAAAGGAACGCCGCGACGGAGACGGUGCUAAUCGCUCUAGUGUGGCAAGCUACGAACCUGUGAAUGGCCCCGAGUAUCCUACGCGAGACGGUCUAAUUGAUCCGUUUCAAUUUCAAGUAGCUGAUGAUGCUUUUCAGACUCCUCCUUACACGACACCGCAACGACCCCUGACGCCGAAUGUGAUAACUGUAGAUCGCGAACCUAAUUUCUCCCCGGAACGACUUAGUCGGAGAGAUUCUUAUGAGCGGGAACUUCGUGAUGCACAUGAAAUAUACCAAACUGCCGAGCACGCGACAGCUCCUAUAAGCGGGGUUGCAUUUGCUGCCGCCGCUGCAGCGGUGAUAGCUGAAGAUCGCCGUGGACGUAGUCAUAGCCGAGGUGGCGAUGCUAGCUCUAGGAAUAGAUCGCGACGGGAUGAAUCCCCAAAACGUGAAAAAGAUGCUGUCCAAGAAGAUGCUGACCGUUAUUACCGGGAAGCAGAACUUGCGCGCAAGAUCAAGGACAUAGAAAUACAGGAUGCUGAGUCUUCGGUUGUGGGCAAAUGGAAGCAGGAUCAGCAACCGGUGAUUGUGGAUGUUGUGCCACCCCCAGAAAUGGAUCACGGGAAGAAGAAGAGCGCCUACGAUGCACCCGAUGCUGAUGUCCGCAUUGAUAAUGUUCUAGAGCAUCCCAAUGAGCUUUCUCGUUUUCGAACGCCAGAUAUCAAAGGUCUCACUAAGAUCCCCGUAUUCACAGCAAGAGACCCUUCCGCUGAGCGAGAGCGGCCAAUGCUUAAUGUCGUGCGGCCUACGCCUGUUCCCACACCGAUUCCAGAAGGACAGCGACGCGCGGAAGAGCCUCUUCCUAGGCUUGUCAAGAAGAUUGAUAUUCCUCCCCCCAAGGUCAUACCUGACGUAGUUAUUGAAUCUCGAAGCGAAGAAGCCCCGGCGCCAUUGAUAGCAAAAUCUGUUAGUUGGGGAGAGAAUCAAACAAAACGCUACGUUGUGGAGAGCCCGGAGAGAGAGGAUGACCCGUAUUCGGGGACUAAGAUUGUGACGCCUGCUAAGCCUCCAAGAAGUCGGGCCGGGAAAAAGAGUUCUUGGGGAUUAGGAUUCAUUGCAGCAACUCUCGGUGGUGGUAGCAAUAGAAAUGCGUCUUCGAGUACAUCGGGGCAGACUGCUGUCGUUGAAGCGACCGAACCUAAAAAAGCUUCAAGGAACGGAGACGAACCCGCAAAUCGUAGAGCUUCGGUCCCAUUCAAGAGCACAUAUGAUAGCCCACCUAUCCCUGGCCCCAAACCCCCCAGCCUAAAGGGUGCCCAGAUGCCGGGUUCCUUUGAGGAAGACCCGGGUUUUACAGCAAAUAUAGCUGCCGCCCUUGAAGGUAGCGGGUUUGACCCUAAUAUCGUUAUCGACGAUGCGAGCUUUCAUAAGCGUGAUUCACCACCUGGGUCGAAUGACUUCAGCGUAUACCAAGCACCGUUCGUGGAGUCAGUGGCCGACUUGAGAACAGUUGACGGUCCAAGGAUUACCACUUCUCAGGGUGGCCGGGAACAUGGCUUCGUUAUUGGGGAAGUCGAGACGCCAUCUGACGAGAGGGAUAUCUCGACUGAUAAAUCGCGAAUUCUUUCCGAGCUCAAUAGAGCAGAGCAGCGCAAGCAGGACAAGGCCCCCGAACGAGAUAGUGCCGAGAAGCCCCAUGUUAUUGUCGAUGACAGUAAGGCUGCAGAGCUCUCGAGAUCUAUCACAGAGGACGACUGGGAUGUACUCUCGAAUAAGUUUAGCAAAAAGGAGAGAAAGAAACGCGAGAAAGCAGCAAGAGCUCAAUCAUUGGAUGACACACCAAUCGACAAUAAGGCCCAAAACGAGCAAGGUCUAGAGGCGGAAUUUAUCGCUGAAGGGGAAGACAGCUCACCUAAGAAAAGGCCAAAGAAGUCGAAAAAGGCUGUCGUUGUCCAAGAGGAUUCGAGACAGCCUGACAUUGUAGAGAGCCCCAAGGUCGUAGCUCCGGUCGAUGGUUCUCGGGAUGUACAAAAUGUCAAUACCGUGCAGAUUGACACGUCAGAUCGUCUAGAUGAGAGCAACAGGAGAUCUAAGCGUGAUUUAGAGAUAUAUAACUCGCCUUCAAUACCCACACCGAAGCCCGAGACUUCAAAGAACGGGCCGAGGGGGCCUAUAGGAGCGGAUGUCUUUACUCCUGACGACGAAUCUGGCAGUUCAAGAAAGGAUAGCUGGAGGGCUAGGCGAAACUCGGGUGAAUCUUUUUCGAGGACGGUCCUGCCAUCGGAACUUUCAACGGCAAGCUCUUACGGAAUAAUCGAUACCGCGGAUAGUAUUAUCGAGACCGAAGAAGAGUGGGAUACACCGAAAAAGAGCAAAAAGAAGUCGAAGCGUAACAGUGAGGUACAUGAUUCACCACCUAGGUCUGUACCAAUCUUGGAGGCUGCUCUAGACCUUGCUCAGAAGGUAGACAAUACUUCUCUCCCUAAAAGCGAACAGGGUGCUCUAAGAAGGGGUAAAAAGAGUAAGCGUGGCUCUGUUGAUGAUGAAUUUGCGUUUCCGACUGUCCGUGGCCUCGAAGACUGGGAUUCGUUCAACGAGUCAACGAAUAAGUCUACGCAAGACUCUAGUGUUCACGACUCCUUGUCGCGCGUAGCGCUCCCUGUUGAAGAUCUUUACGAUAGCCCAAAGGAGAUGACCGAAUCCGCCAGCGAUGUACGUAGUGAAAAGACAGCCGCCACAGAAGAGGAGUUAGAUACACCGAGGAAAUCGAAGAAAUCUACGCGAAGUUCGAUUCCAUAUGAAGAUCGGCCCUCAACGCCCCAGUCCGUAGCUCCAUCUGAAGCCUCCGUGGGAAGUUCCAAGAGGUCGAAACGGGAUUCCUAUCUUGAUCCGUUGUCGACGCCAUCAAGGUCAGCUCCGGCCUCUGACGCGGGUACUGAUGAUUCCCGGAAGAAGAGUAAGAAGAAGAAAAGAAGAAGCGUUCCUGCUGAUUUGCCUGAAAACGAGAAUGAUCUUACUGAAGGAGGACCGACCGAUAAGGGAAAGGAUCGAUCUGAGAUCUUAGAUUAUGAUGCUGACUCUGUAGUUCCGAACCAAGCUCGUUACGACGAUAGCCAACCAACUGGUAACAAGACGAGGGAUGAUAAGGCGGACCAAGCUAAAGCCGUGACCUCCAUUCCGAGCAGUGCUAAUAAAAAGGAUCGCAAAGGCUCUAAAGCGGAGAUAGAUAAAAAGAGCAGCGGAAAUACAGGUUUCUUCGGCCGCUUAAAAUCUUCAAUUGGGAUAGUUGAAGAAAAGGAACCUCUACGCAAAUUGGAUGAGGGCAAGAAUGAUCCUUUUUUAGGUAAUGCCGGCAUCCUUGGCGCAGGUGUCGGCUCGACAGGCGAUGCUAUUAUGUCCCAAGAGCCCCAGCCAAAUGCCACCAAUGCUCCUUUAGAUGAGGAAUCCCGAACUGUUCCCUUCACUCCCCAGAGACAAUCAACUUUAUCACGAGAAGCAGAGCCUAUCGACCCCGAGAUUGUCCCGCGGGAAAUUCGACCUGCCAUAGAUCCUAAACAUGGUGACCUGUUACCCUUACCUCCAAGUCGCUCCGGGUCUCCUCUUUCUAAGCUUGGUGAUGACUUUCCACCUCUACCGGAUAGCCGUCCUGAGACACCUGAGCAUGAACGACAUUCGCGUGAGGCGCCUACUCAUACUCGUCGUCGCAGCACCCUCGAAACGCCGACGAGGCCAAAAACGCCUAGUCAAAGCGCGAUACCUAUCCAAUUUUUCCGUCCGGGGCAUAGGCAUACACCGAGCAAUGGAAGAUCUUCACCGUCGGUGUCACCAAUCACUGCCACUGUAGAAUUCGGAAGCGAGUCGAAGAAUCGCUCUCGUCCGGCAUCCUGGGAAGCCUCUCGGGACUUCAAACCCUUACUUCUUCUCCAGAGGGCGCUACGGGGAUCGAUCGACUUAUCAAACUCCCCCGAGAGAGAAUCCUCGCCUUCGGGGUCUGAACCUCGUGGGCGAGGCUCGCCUUCAUCAGCUCACCUAAUUCUGGAGUCUCCUGACCGAGACCACCCUUUCCGCGAUAAUAUCUUUUCCGGACCAUUGUCAUCGCCAGUUGGGAUAUCUGCAGAAAAACCAGAAAGCUCGCAUGCGGCUGAGAAGGCCUUUCAACUUCAUGAAGAUGCCUUCAGGCAACUACCUAACGAAGCUUCAUUCCACCGAAAUAGUAGAGCAGACGGUUCCCACUUGUCUCCUCUCCCUGAAGAGUCAGACUUGAAGCUUGCUGAGGAUGAUUCUCAUAGUCCUUUCAGCUCGCCAACUUUCUUAGUAGCCCCUAACAUUGGAGAUCGAGGUGAUUCCGUCCAAAGCCUUCUCAAAGAUAACUUGGAGGAUAGUGUUGUUUCAACAGAAGCAGCGAUGCCUAUCAUAGGAGAACCAGAAAUUACGAUCACAUCUGAUGACCGUAGCUUAAGCCAGGCCAACGAGGCUGUUGUUUCUGCAGAAACACCGUACGGAUUUCUCCCCGUUUCGGACUUAUUUCCUGGAAGUAAAACGCCAGAUUCGAUUGAUACCUUCGAUACUGCCCUGAGCAACGCGGGUGACCAUGGACCUCUAGAAUCUAGUGGUUCAUUAGACAAUGCUCAAGAUGACGAUGAAAUACAGGAGAGGGGGUGGAGCAAUAUCGAAGAAUUAAUGGCGGGUUCGACUAAUACAAAAGCUACUCUGCUCCAAGAUGAAAUUCUCAGUGGUAUUGCAUAUGAGCGAACUUCGCCUACUGGACAAGUGGAGUCUGUACCGGCUAUUGCCUCUACAAAAGAUGCACUAAAGGCCUCGGAAGAAGACGUAGACGAUAAUCAAUCGAUCGAAACACUGGCGCCCGAAUAUUCUAUUUCAGAAGUACAUGAGGAGCAACCUUCAAUUGAAGUGCAGGAGCCUGACUCUGAUGCCUCGACUAUUUCGCAGAGUACAAGUACUACGCCAAAGAAGGGCAAGAAAAAGAAGGAGAAUCGCAAGUCUCAAUCUACGGAGCGUGGUCUAGAAAGUCUGCCAAUUACUACGGAUACUCAAAACGUAGGGUUGGACGAGCUGCCCGUACAGCGAGCUAGUGAUGCUGUUCCAGCAUACAGCAACCCGAUCCCCACCGAGCAAUUGCCCUUGGUCAAAGAGAAACCGGCUGCUGUUGAAGAACUCACUUUCAGUCACGAAGAGCCAGCCAUACCUGAGUCUAAGGCACCUGAGGUUGAAGUAGACAGACCUACGAUUGAGCUACACGCAGAGCCAGAGCUAGCCUCAGCGUCAUCUCCUAUCCCAUUAGAUAUAGCCGCUAUUGAGAAGCCUACUGCCCCUGAAGCCGAGAUUACUAUCCACCCGGAAGUAUCUAAUAUUGAGUUGGGAGUUCCUUCAGUUAAACCGGAGCAUAGUGUCGUCGAGUUAGAGACUACUGCUACUGAACCAGAGAUAUCCUCUACUGAACCAAUAGCGACUCCUGAACCAGAACUUCCAAGCGGCGAAGCAAGUACGGUGGAAACUGAGCCGAACACUGGAGAAACUCGUAUCGAAGAGCCAGAGACUUCUACCGUUCAGAAAGAUAUCCCUGCUACUGAAGCUGUAUUAACUGUAGUGGAAUCAGAAGCGCCUAGCGUUGGACUAGAACCGAUCGCUAAGUUAGAGCCAACUGUUCUUCAGAGCAACCCGACUGCAGCUGGAAGCGAGACUCCUACUAUCCAGACAGAGCCUACCAUAAUUGGAGUAGAGUCAGCCUCUGAACAAGAACCAGCCCUGCCCAAUGCUGAGCUAGAGAAGCCGGAGCAACUUGAGACAACCCUAGAGCUUUCUCCUAGUGCCUUUGAGAAAGAUGAGAAAAAGGAAGAGGAUAUACAGCGGCCACUAUUAGAGAAUGAGCAAGCUGAACCUGCCACCUCUGUUGAAGAGCCAACUAAAGGAACCGAGGAGUUAACACAGGAGACCAGCGUAGAGAGUCCCCGUGUACUUCCUGUUGACCAACAAAUCUCUAGUCAAGAUCAACCAGAAGCUACUUCACCAGAACCGCGUGAUGGCCAAUUGGACUCGCCCGAGGAAAUUCCUACCAUAGAGACGUCUGAGAAGGAGGAGAACAAGACACAAGCAACAGUACCUGAGCUAGAGGACCAAGUUAUUGAUGAACAAAUUCUAGCCCAGGAAGAAGAGGGCCAGCCUCUUUCUAAAUCACCGUCUCUUCCAAUAGUGCAAGUCGAGGACCAGCAACCUGAUACUCCUGUGGAAGGCUUCGUAGAAGCACCAGCUAGCCCGAUACAAACUGAACAGCAACCAAAUCUAUUUCCCGAAAAUGAAUCAAUUAGCGAACAAGUGCUCCAAGAAGAACCUACAAGGCCCAGCGAAGCCAAUCGGGAUGACGAGAAGACGUCACGAGAAAUACUUUCUCCGAACCAGCCGGUGGAGCCGAUAUUGAGCAACCCCGCGGUUGAUAGCCACGACGAUCUUCAGUCUACGGUCCCUGUUCUUGGACAUGAUGAGCAGCCGCAAUCAGCAUCGAAAACAAUUUUAGAAGAGACCUAUUCGCCUGACGAUUCUAUAAAGCCUGAAGUUUCUAUUGUGGACGGAGAACAACACGAUGAGCAACCCACUUUGACUAAAACUGAUCUACAGCGCUCCGGCGAACAGGAAUCAAGCGGCUCGGCAUUAUUGAAGGACACUAACGUGGAUGGAUCACCGCUGCAACUCGAUAUACUUAGCAGUGAAGAUACUAAGGACCGGCAAGGACCUGCGUCAACCGAUCCAACCGAGGUUCCGCUUUCUAAGCCCGAUUGGAGCGAAAGCUCAGAAUACGAGCAAGACAAAUCAGCCGUACCAUUCCAAGCGGUGGAGGAAGCAUCGAGUUUAACCCCAGAAACCGAUGACGCCCAACCACCGAGUCUUUCUAACGAAGUGAUCAGUGAGGAGGCACGGGAAAUGACUCCAUCACUAGAUAAACCCGGUAGCGAGAAGGGGGAAAGCAAGGAAAUGAGUCAAGAUGCGUCAGAAGUAGUUGACACUUCUAUAUUAACUGGUCCCAAUCCGGAACCGGCGCCCCAACCAACACCCUUUGAAGCUGGUGUUAGCGAGCCUCAAGUCGUCAGCGAUGUUCCCGAAAAGCCGUCCCAAGACCGCAAGAAUGAAUUGGAUGCAUCACUCGCGGAGGAGCAGUCCUCUGUACCUCAAACAAUUGUAGAGGAUGUGCAGGAGCCUGUUAUAGAACAAGCUGAACCAAUUGCGGAUAUUGUGGAUACCACCGAUGCAAUCGAUGCAAUCGAUGCACAUGCAUUGAGUGGGGAACUAGAAUCUAAGGAAUCUAAGGAAUCUGAGGAAUCUAAGAAAUCUGUGGGGGAGCCCACGAUUGUGGAGACAGAUGUUGAUAGCAACCCACCCUCCCACUCUCUCGCUCCCGAAGUUGACGAAGUUGACGUGACAGCUGUCACUCAGGUGGAAAAUCAAGCUCCCGAGUCCGAGUCUACCCCUAGCAAGGAGGAGGAAGACGAAGAAAAGCGUGGUCCUAUCCAAGUCGAGACUGUCACUAACGAUAUUCCCCAGGAAACACCGGAAAUUCUGGAUGCGCGGGGUGAUGCGGACAAGGAAGUAACUUCACCUACUCAACUUACCAUUGACAGAAUUAGCGACGGCACCCAAGCAGUUCAAGCAGUUCAAGCGAAAGAAGAUACUGACGUAUCACCGAAGAUUAAGCAACUAGAGACGGACGAGAAACCUGAAAAUAUCUCUACUGGCACUGAGGAAACGCCAGCAUCCAUCAUCUUACCAGAGAUAUCAACCGAGCCAGUUGUCGUUUCCGAGGAUAUCGCACAAACCGGAGAGAGUCUUGGUUUAGAUCUAAAUCCACCUAGCAUCGAAGGAUCUGAGAAGGACGAAGAGAAGCCCCAAAGCCCCAAAUUCCCCGGACCACUCGAACAGGGACCUAUGGAGACUUCGGUGGAACUGGUCGGUGAGACCCCUGCGCCUGACACAACCUUCAACCCCGACUGGGCUUCUAUUAACGUACCGCCCCCACCGGAUUACUUACCGGAAUCCGAGGCCCAUUCUCAAGAGGCAUCGGGCAGUUUUGGUGAUGCGUCGAAGGUCCAACAAGAACCAUCUCAGGGUCAGCCAAUAGACCCAUUGGAUCAGCUUAUCCAGCAUAUUGAGGCUAAGACCCAAUCAAAUACCCUUGACGACAUACGAGACGGGCCAGACCUAAAAGAUUUCGACGUUGCUACAGAUACCCAAGGGCAAGCCCCCCAGGAAGAUGCAGAAAAUUCGAUAGAAGCCCAAAACAGUCUACUAGCGGAGGACGCAUCAAAGGAUGAGCAUGCCAGUGUUCAACAACCAUCAGGUGAAAUCGUACCAGCGGUGCAGGAAAGUGCAAAUGACAAUUUACCCAUUGAGGCGGACGCUGUCCAGGAGCCUUCUACCCAGGAUGAAUCCCAAGUCAUACCAAUCCUGCCGGCUCAAGAUAAUCUCCCCACUGAAGCCAGUCCUACAGCAGUCCUCGAGUCGCAGGAUAAGGUUGAACAGCCUUCAGAAAGUAUGACAAAUGACAGCGUUUUAGCAAUCUCUCAAGUCGGCGAGCCAACUCGAGCUAUGCCUACUAGUUCCGAAGAUGAUCUGUCGAAUCCUCUUACAGAGCAUACUACCCUCAGCGAUCCACAGGCUGAGUCUAACCUAUUAGCCGAGGAUAAGACUCAAAGCACUAUAGAAAUACUGCCAACGAUUGUGGAAGAGGCUGAGAGCGAAGAUCAAGACGCGCUCGAUUCUACAAUAGGAACAGUGGCGCCGAUGACCGAGCCAAGUACAGAGGCCCCUUCCUCAGACCUCAUCGAAAUGCCAUCGACUAUAUCGCAAAAUCAGACUAAUCUAGGUGAAGUCGCGUCAGAAACUCCGGUGAUAGCUGAACCAGUGGAGUCGGUGUCUCAGCCGCAUCAAGAUGACCCGCAGAGCCCUAUAAAUAAGGACAAGGGAAAGGAGAAGGAAAUUAGCCAAGUACAAGAACGAGAACCCGAGUCGCCCCCCUUACCAACAGAACCUCCGACCGAACAACCGCAAUCCCCUACUCUCGAGAGCAGUCAACCGCAAGAUGUGAUGCCUUUGGAUCCACCCUUGGUUCAAGAGAUUAAGACGGAGCCACACCUGACUGAGCAAGACCCGCCUGACCUAUCCGAUUUACCUACCCCCGGAACGAGCAAGACCGCGACCAGCACAUUGGAUAUCUCUCCUUCUCUAACGAAAGAGACUGAGCCACGAGCAUCGGAUGUUACGGGUACAACCGUCCAAUCUCAAGACUCUGAGCAGGAACCAGGAGUUCAUACAGACAAGGCAGGUGACGAUAUGUUGAUAAUCAGGCCUGAGAUCGCCCCAAGUGGAGAAGUUACAAAUGUCCAGGACCAGGAGAAAACUCGACAAACCAAUGAUCUAACUGAAAACGCUAUGCUAGAGGAAGAACCCGUGGCUGAGCCUGUACGCGACGACGAAAGCCUGGAAAACGUGGUCACGCCCAGGCCAAAGAAAAGCAAAAAAGGGAAAAAGCGAGGGACCCAGUCAAUCUUAGACGAUACGGCAUCUAUACCAAGCCAAGAAACUACCGAAUCCGCCCCAAGCAUGCCAGCAGCCGUCGACGAAGCAAUAAAUCCUACGAAGAGCACUAUACCUACAGUUAGCGAAGAGCUUUCUCUCCUGCCCUCGGACAGAGUAGACGAGCUUACCGAAGCCGCAAUUACGAUAGUCCAAGAAGAUGAUUCUAGAUCUCCCACAAAUAAUCAAUCUACCGUAGCCAAUGCUAAGGAAAUUGCAGAGCUGGAGCCUAAGAGCUCCGAGAGCGUCUCUAUAGAGGAUAAGGAAGGUGAAGAAAACAAGCAACUAACCCUUCUAGAUGAAAACCUAUCCGAGCAAAUUCCAGAGCAGACAGCUAAGGAAAGUCCAGUGGUGCUUUUCACAGACGAGCAAAGCGAAAUUCAAGUCCCAGCUCCUACAGAAGCCUCGAAGGAAGGAAAGUUAGACGAACCUGUCUCUCCCAAAAAGAAUAAGAAAGGAAAGAAGGCCAAGGGAGACAAUUCUCACGAUAGGAAUGCCUCUGCCUCCCAAGUCGAAUCGAGUCAAGUAUCUAUGGACGCAAUAGACAAUAACAAGCAGACGGAUAUUGGCAGAUCUACCUCCCAGCAAAGCCCCGAAGGUGCAGACAUUAUUGAUCUUGGCCCUACUGAAAAUAAAGAUAUGGAAGUCAAGGAUGUUGGUCGUUCAGAUGAUGUACAGUCACAAGAACAAAUUCAAGCAGAAUUUGAGUCUGCAGCUCAACCAGAUAUAAGUGAAAUUGCAGAGACUGAAAACUUAGCACUCGAGAGCUUAAAGGACGAAAAGGUUGAGGAGGCGGCUCCUACUAAGAAAGGCAAAAAGAACAAGAAAAAGAAGCGCGCAAGUUUACGGGAAGAUGAGGCAAUUUCACAACAACAGCCAGCUCAACUCACUAGCGAUCUAGCAGCUAGUACGUCCGCGAUCGAGCAGGUCAAUACAGAAAAGCUCUCUGUUCCAGAAAAUUCAGCAGAUCGUGACGCUGCAGAUCUAACACCUGGCCAAAAAGACGAUGGGGAGAAGGAUCCAAGCACCCAGGAGCCCGAACCUGAGGCCGAGAUGCUAGCCGAACCGGAGCCGGAUUCCAUCCCCCAACAGCUAGAGUCGCCUAUGGAAGUCAGAUCUACUAAUAUACUUCCCGAUGUACCUCCCGUGAGCAUUGAAGAUACGGUUUCCAUUGAAGAGAAUCACUCAACUGGCCUGCCCGAAACACCGGUCGAGUCCACCAGUAUCGAGGAGGCUCCGAUUGUAAGCACACGGGAUAAUAGACCUUCCGCCGAGGAGAAUAUUCCUACAGUGGUACCGCCCCAGAUUGUCGAGGAGCAGAUUGAAAGGGGCACGUUACCAGAGUCUGACAUUCCUCUAUCAGACCAAACCCCUCCUGAAAAUAUUGCCACUGUUCCUACGUCCGAGGAGCCCAGCGCCGAAGAUACCUCUCAGUUGGAGGUGAUCCAGUCAGAGACCGUUAGCCAGAUGCCGGAAGAGCAGACCAAUGUUGUUUACUCAACUCCUCCGCGAGAGGAGCCGGUGUUCCAGGGACUAGUCCAGUCAGACGAAAAGCACGAGGAAACCGUAGAUCCUAUCGCUUCCGAAACUCCGGCUGAAGUAGUACAGCUUGAUAAGUUCCCCAGGUCAGAAGAAGAUUUGCAACCAGCAGAAUCUACCCAACUAGAGGCCGUAGUAUCAGAAGAGCCUGUGCCUACCCAGGAUCCGCCAAAACAGGAGCCUGCGCAAUUAGAGGAGCCAAUAGCUACGGAGGAACCGUUGAAUCAGGAAGAACUACCCAAGCUAGAAGAGCUCGCUCAACCAGGCGAAUCUGAGCAAUUAGUCUCUGUGCCACAAGAUCUUUUGGAGGUAGAAGCACCUGCACAGCAAGAUUCGAUACAGCCAGAAGAGUCUGCACAACGUUCGGAGCCGGGGUUGCUAGCUCAAGCAGAAGAACCUACACAGCUAGAAAGUUCUGUAAACCCUGUCCAGGAGCUCCCCGUCACCUUGGAUGAAACUGAGUCCACGCUGACAAAGAAGUCUAAGAAAAGCAAGAAAAAGAGAGUUAAUCAAACCGAACCAGAACUCGCAUCAGAAAGCACGAAGCUAGUUGAGACUCAAACUCAAAAGGAGUUACCGAAGCAGUCUAGAGACCAACAUGUGGACCAACGUGCUGAGCAUCGGGCGAGCUGGGGUUUCUUUGGGGGGCUUACCGACUCAUUCAAGAGUCUCCUGAGUAUACAAGAACCUAUGACGACCUCGAAAGACAACGAAAAUACAGAGGACCUCCCCGAAGUGCCUACGAAAUCGGAGUCUAAGCCAGAGGAGAAGGAAGCCAGUCAGCCUGAAACGGAACCUACGCUAAAAACCGUGCCCUCAUCAGAACCAAUAGAACAAUCCGAGCACCUUGAUAGUCAGCUAAUCGUUGAUGAUACGUCCACAAUCGCCACAGAUGCUGUGCCCGAAGACGUCUUACCUGAGGUGGCUACAAGUAAAAAAUCCAAGAAGAAGAAGAAAGCAAGCCAAGUUAGCCAGGAGCCCGAUUCUAGCGCUACGGUACCUCUAGAAUCCCAAGCACAACCAAAUUUGCCCGAGGAGUCUCCCAUACAAGAGAGCCAGGAACAACUUGAUACUCCGCCUAAGGUAGAACAUGCAACAGCCCCGAGGGAGGAAGAGAAGUCCAGAGAAAACCCCUCUCAAUCUUCUGGUAGCAAAAUGUCCAAGAAGGAAAGGCGAAAGAUGAAAAAAUUAGCUGCUCUAGCCGCCGAGCUGUUUCAGCCCGAACCUGACUUGAAGACCAAGGAUGAGCCAGUAGUGCCUAAAACAGUACCAGGCCCCUCAGAACCACCCCCGGAGCUAGUAAACUCAAACUCGGAAGUGCAAAAUGCCCCUAUUACGAACGCCACAUCGACGAGCUUUCGGGAAGAGGGCUUACAGUCGCCAACAGUAGAGGCUGAAUCCUCGACUCAACCUAUACAAGGGCACGUCGGAGAUCUUGCCGAAAAAAUUGGUGAAGAAAUAGGUGCGCCUACGGACCAAGAUACCUUAGCUCCCAGCUCCGAGCCGGCUCUUAUAACCUCUGAAGUGGAAAAUACAGCCAAGGAUACACAUUUGGAUGGAACUCUCAAUGCUAUAGGCGAGGCCGCACAUGACGUACAAGAAUCAAAGGAAGCUUUGCCCGACAUUCCUGUCGAAGAUCUUGAAAAGGAAAAAGAGGCUCUGAUACUCAAUACUCCUGAACCAAGCACUGGAAUCCCAAAUUCCGACCUGCAGUCGCAAAGUUUGCCAGAUGUCGAAAAGCAAGAUGAUACGACAGCCAGCACGGAACAUUUAAUAAGCGAAGAGCAGUUGCCUAUGGAGUCGAAUGAUAUUCCGGAGCCUAUCAAGACACCUAAGAUAAGCGCCACCGAGCAGCAAGAAUUGCCUAUCAAUGAACAACUCGAUACUGACCCUUCUGCGCCGAAAGAACCGGAACCUCAGCCUUCCCCUGUUAGCCGCAAGAAGUCAAAAAAGGACAAGAAAAAGAAAAGAAUGAAUGCCCAAGCCGGAUUAGAAACAGGCUCGGGAACUCAGACGCCUGUAAGCCAAGAACCGAAUACAGGUCAUAAUUCGAGCGACAUCGUCACAGGGGAGCCCACAGCUCAGGGACUGGAAAGGACAAUGGUAAAUGAGGGUGAGUGGCUAGAAUCCCCAAAUAAUCCCCCACAAGAUGAGACACGCCGCAAAGCGUCGGGCACUUCUACUCCUCUAGAGUCCAUAGAAGAUGCACUGGGAAACGCUUCUCCGGAUACAGUAGCAAAAGAGAACGCCCCGAGAAGACUGACUCCAGAAAAUAUCUCAGAAGUCGAAGGGCAAGGUUCUAAAGCAAAGGACGUCGAAGAAGGAAUUCCCCCCAAGCCGAAAGACCAAGAUCAAAAUGCUGAAAACAUCAAUAUCAGUCACCCUGACGAGAACAGCGUAGAAGUUCCGGGAAUCACUCAACCGCCGUCGCCCGUAUCGGAGCGCCAUCCUAACAAAGGGCCUCUUAGCGAAACCAGACAAGACAUUUUAGACCACGUCGAGUUACCGGGGCCUGUCACCCCUCCUCGGACUCCGUCAACGGUUGCCGCACACACGGUCAAUGUUGACCUUUCGCCGGCCCAGCUAAGUAGUCAUAUAGAACACGAGCGUCCAUUCGAUCAGUCACCGCAGCCAGGCAAGAGGAUUAGAACUUAUUUGUCCAGCGGCGACCCUACGAUAUCUAAACUCCUUCCGACUCAACUCAAAUUUCCUCGAAAUACCGAGAGCUCAAGCUACGAUGCCCGCGGGCUGUUACCACCUGCAGGGUCAUACAUCGCAAAAACCAGUGAUAACAAUGUCGUUUCGCAUGACAUCACUCCUACCCGAGAGAUUGCAGUCUCGUAUCUUGAAUCUCAGUUAAUUACAAAGGCGGAAAACUCUCAUAACGUCGAAGAGAAUAGUGGUGUCAAGCAAAUUAGCACUUCUGGUUUACUCCCGGUGCUCACACCACAACGAGAGAUUGCCGCUUCAUAUUUUGAAGGGCCGCCCUCAAGUGAGAUUCAUCCUCAUGACGACACUCCAGACGACACAACUGGAGAAUUUGUAGUCAAUGCACCACUGGUAGCAAUGGACGAGGAUAUUUAUACCUCACCUGCAGAGUCGCAGUUAAGUCAAUUGGAUCCCGGGCAUGUAGAAGAAGAAAAACCUCUUUCAGCUCAGCCUGAGGCUCGGCAGCCAAGCCCCAUUCAAGAUACGACCACACCAGCACGUAAGAUUGCAGCUAUCCUUAUGGAAUCUCACUUUCAUUCGUCUAAAAAGGCGAAGAUGCAUAAGGAUGCAGACUCUGCAGUUCCGGAAAUUAUGCCUGCAGCGCCCUCGACUAGAGAGGCUACACAUUUAACUGAGAAGUAUGCCAACAUGAAAACGCCAGAUACACAAGACAUACUUGAUAACCGUGUAGUUUCAGAAAUUUCUGAGCCCAAGGUACCAGAGGAUAAGGAUCCAGAGGUUAAUGCAAGCAAUCAGGAGACUGGGCCGAGCACAGGGGCAGAUGAACAAAAAGAGGCACCGUCUUCUGAUCUUAAGGAGAUAGAGCCAUCAGGAAAUAUCCCAACACAUGGGAGCGUUUUCGAGGAAAUCGAGAGCCCAGUAGUAGGAAGAGAAGUACAACAGAACUUACCGGAACCUCGCAGUGCUAGUCGUGAAGGCCCAACAUCGAGAGAGCCACCUACUACUGAAAUCAUAAAAAAGCUAGACGAUCUAGAUACAUCGGAGCACACCAGUGAAUCUUCAGAACCAACAGCGGAGCGCAAAAUCGACGAGGCAUUACUCAAGUCACCAAGUUCAAGGCCUUUAAUUCAGGACCACGGAAAUUCCGGUCGCAAUUCACCCCGUGUCCUUCCUCCAGUAAGGGAAGAGACGGGUGAAGAACUACAAAAUGAAGGACGGAAUCGGGAUCACGGGAUCACAAACAAGACAUCAAUUAUUACAGAGGUGAAUAGGGACAAUAGGGACAGUGGAUUUGUAACAGAUUCACCAAAUCCGAUGCGGCGUAGUUCCGUGGACGAAUUAAGCCUACGCGACAGCGGUGUGAAUUUGCGCGAUUGGCCAGAAAAGACGCCCCAAAAGAAUGCAGCAUUAGAAGACGAAAGCAGUGUAAUUCGCACUCCCCAACCGAAUGAAAGAAGAAGCAAAAAGCUAGGGUUGGGAAGCGAGACGCCAAAUUUAAGCACACCGAUUGCUCGCAGUCAAGAUGGGCAAAGAAGUGUAUCAGAAAGUAUAAGUCGAGGAUCAACAGAUUCAACACCGCGGAUGGAAAACCAACCAAGGCGGUCUGCAUCCAAUACGAGCAUUUCACGGUUAAAGACACCUGAACCACAACAGUUUCGGCCUGAAAGUCCAGGCGGUCGUAAUUUUCGAUCAGGCUCCAACACCCCACCCCUUGCGCUCCGACGCACGGGUAAACGAAUGAGCGGUGACCUGAGAUCCUUGAGAUCCUUGAGCUCCAACCUCUCCAAUAAUAACAAUGCCUCGAGAGAAAAUCUCCACCAGACCCAACAACUUCAGCAAACUCAGCAAACCACGAUACCUGUGGCUAAUGAGGGCCGUGUCCGAGCCAAGGACAUGACGGACGUAUAUGUAAGUACAUGAUAGCAACCGUGCUCCUCUUACCCUGUUACAUUACCAUUAGGUAUUAUCCAUCGUAUCCAUCGUAUCCAUUAUCCGUC
Daldinia loculata is the source of this 17548-nucleotide messenger RNA. RefSeq lists its product as uncharacterized. The transcript has a single exon. Bases 120 to 17471 code for a protein of 5783 amino acids. NCBI's taxonomy places the organism in Eukaryota, Fungi, Ascomycota, Sordariomycetes, Xylariales, Hypoxylaceae. The record is from RefSeq and is a predicted model, not a curated record.